Molecule: messenger RNA, 1254 nt
Organism: Darwinula stevensoni
Lineage: Eukaryota; Metazoa; Arthropoda; Ostracoda; Podocopida; Darwinulidae
Source: the annotation of a GenBank genome assembly
CGUGUAUCCACUCCAGUCACUCCCCUCACGAUUUUCACAAUUCGUCUUGAAAAUGAAGGAAUCCUCUAAAUUCCUCUCUCCGUUCGUGUUCCUUCUUGCUUGCAUUCCCGGUAUGACAGGACAGUAUUGCCCUGAUUCCAGUGACAUCCUCCCCUGCACCUGCUCUGGAGCAGACGAGAAUGGUAUCAGUGUGGACUGCUCCGAUGCCACGUCGAGCGCCCAGAUUUUCGCCGCCUUCAAUGACGCAGUUUGGCCUUUCAAAAAUCUUGCGGUAGGAUUGAAGAAAUCGGCGGAACUUGGAGGUAUCUUUCUUGAGGUCUUCGAGGACGUCUCUAAUUGGUUGCCACAGUGCAUCAUAGGAACCGUCCCUGGUCUCAAUGAGCUUCUCCAAUUCCUCCUUGAUGAUAGUUCCAACAUGUUGAGCCGGAUUGAGGUCGGGGAAGGAGCCGGGCCAUUCGUUGUUCGAGAAAAAGUCCAGUCCGGAGUUCCGCAGCAGCUCUUGUGGCGCGAGGGCCUUAAAAGUCGAGCCUUCUCGAUAUCGGACAAUCAGGCAAUCGAGGAAAUGCCCGAAGGAACGUUCGGCGAUGUGUCAUUCCGCGCCAUCUCCAUCACGAAUACCGCUUUCAAGACCAUCCAUCCCUCGAAUCUGCUCGCCUCGAAAGACAGGCUUGAAUAUUUGACCGUCACUCACAGUUCUCUGGAUGAAUUUAUCUGGGAUGCGCUGCCCAAUUUCCCUAAAUUCGAAGGGCUUACACUCGGAACGAAUGCAUUCACCGAAAUGCCACCUUUCGAGAGUUUAAGUAUGGAAGAAGUGAACCUAUAUGGAAAUCAAAUCAUCGCUCUGGAAGCCGGGUCCUUUGCGCCGAACUUGCUGCGUUUCUUCCUGGGUUUCCCGACGGAUGCUAAUAUCAAUCUUUCAUGGAACAGCAUAGUGUACUUAAUUGAAGAGUCAUUCCGGCCCAUAGUUGAGGUCCUGUCGUUGGGGGGAGGGAAUAUCGGAUUGGAGGGUAACCCCGUCGUGUGCGACUGCAGCAUGGCCUGGCUUGCUCUGAAUCCAGGCUUCUUGGAGAGCGUGUCGGGUCGUUGCCCCGAUGGGACGCCCUUCUCAGACCUUUUUCCAGAGGACUUUCAAGAGUGCGGUACCUUUGAUUAAUGAGUGACGAACUGGCUCUCCUAUGUCGCUUCUCAUUGUUACAGAUUUCCCCUCCAAAAUGAGAUACUAGAAUGAGCCCAGUUUCUGAAUAAACAAUACCC